Molecule: messenger RNA, 945 nt
Organism: Penicilliopsis zonata CBS 506.65
Lineage: Eukaryota; Fungi; Ascomycota; Eurotiomycetes; Eurotiales; Aspergillaceae
Exons: 2
Coding region: 1-945 (314 amino acids)
Molecular function (GO): metallopeptidase activity
Source: RefSeq, a predicted model, not a curated record
AUGCAUCAGGUCUUCCUUCUCCAUUCUUUUGUGGUCUUCAUAAUAGUCAUCCAUUUUAAUAUAUCCAGCGCUCGUGGUUUCUGUGCCACUAGUGCUCCAGAUGAACGACUUGAAGCAGAACACAAGCGCCUCAGUUCUAUUGAACGCCAGGCCAAUGAUGGCAAUGGUUUUGAGGGCCGAAAAGAUGGCUCUGUAAUCGAGAUCGAGACAUGGUUUCAUAUAGUGAGUAGCGAGGAAAAAUCUCGAUUAGUAUCCGAUGCUAUGAUUAGCAAUCAGUUUGCGAUUCUCCAAAGCGCAUAUGGCAACACAAACAUCUCGUAUCGAUUACAGGGCGUGACUCACCAUGUCAAUGAUACUUGGGCACGUAACGAGGACGAUUUGGCUAUGAAGCGUGCAUUGCGCCAGGGAACGUACAGGACCUUGAAUGUCUACUUUCAAACAGAUCUCCAAGGAGCAUCUGGUGAUAGUGCACGGGUCAUAGACGACGACCCUAGUCGUGAGAGUUUGGAAAAUGAGCUCUCGUCCAGCGUCCUAGGAUUUUGUACUUUACCUGAUCCCAGUAUCAACGCCAGCUCUCCAAGUGGCCAGUACAUCAAUGAUGGUUGCAAUAUUUUGGCGAACACGAUGCCUGGUGGCUCGAUUACACAUUACAACCUAGGCGGAACAGCAAUCCAUGAGAUAGGCCACUGGAAUGGCCUUCUCCAUACAUUCCAGGGUGAGUCGUGUUCGCCAAACAAUGACGGUGACUAUAUCUCAGAUACGCCACAAGAGUCUACACCCACAGACGGCUGCCCCUCGGGCAAGGAUUCUUGUCCCCGGUCCCCAGGCCUGGACCCGGUACAUAAUUACAUGGACUACUCUUCUGACGACUGUUAUUCCGAGUUCACUGCAAACCAGGCGCAGAGGAUGCAAAACAUGUGGUUCUCAUUAAGGGAAGCAAAAUGA